AUGAUCACUUGUUACGAGUGGCUCGAUGGCCGGGUUCCGACGGACGAGCUCGAGGAUUUCACGGCUGGUCUAACUGAGCAUUUCGAUUUGCGAAAAACCGACAAGAACACGUUGAUGGCUAUGAUUGUUCGCGGCUUUCAAAUGGGCUCUUUCUUCUGUGCAAGUAUUAAUGCCGAUCCAAACAGCUUUGAGAACCAGCUGAGCAACGAAGCAAUGAGUGGAACAGUCUCGCCGCGAAUCGAAGUUGCGCCCUGGGGUUGCGAGGAGAGCGUUCAGUUGCGGCAUAAAAGCGACUCACAACAAGAACAGCCCCAAUGUCUCACAGAUUUCGUUGGCAAGGAUGAGAAUGGGGGUGAUCACAUGUCUUUGAUGGAACAAAACGAAGCUCUUGGUCAAAAGAACGAUCACCUGGAGGCUGAUAAAGAGAAGUUACGAUUAGCUGAAAUUCUGAAGGGAAGUCAUCAACUUCACACGGAUAUGAUGAACCCCUUGAUCGACUCGUCGGAGCCAUUUGGGAAGGAUGAGCCAACAGGGAAAAAGUGGGAGUGU
Messenger RNA from Mesorhabditis belari, 549 nucleotides. Lineage: Eukaryota; Metazoa; Nematoda; Chromadorea; Rhabditida; Rhabditidae. The record is from the annotation of a GenBank genome assembly.